AUGGCAGAAGAUAAGCCUGUAAAGAGUUUAGAAGAUAACUCUGAGAUAGUUACAUAUGGAUUGUUUGAACCUUUUUUUUAUCCUGGUAAUGCUGAUAGGGAAAGAAGGAUAAAUAAAUUACAAAAUGAUAUUAGGAUGUAUAUAAUUGAACUUGCUGAAAAACAAGAAAAAUUAGAUUCACUUCUUGAAACUUUAAAAAAAAUAUUAGAUCACAUUGCAGAUGAUUUAAAAUUUUUCGAAUUAAAAGAAGAG
Molecule: messenger RNA, 252 nt
Organism: Dentiscutata erythropus
Lineage: Eukaryota; Fungi; Glomeromycota; Glomeromycetes; Diversisporales; Gigasporaceae
Source: the annotation of a GenBank genome assembly